UCCCAGUAAAAGGAAAUUAAUUUUAUACGUUCCAAUUCUAUACGUUCUGCCUCAUGUCUUAGAUGAGAAACAUUAAUUUUCCCAAAAUUAGUAUGACAUGACGCUACAAAAUCGGAAGAUCUAAGUCUUUCACUAAACUGUGCACGAUGGUUGCACGCGCACGCAGCGCGGCCACAGCGCGCCCAGUGUAGUCGGCUUCAUUAUCAAAUGACUCUUAUGAACCUGUUCUUUUUUAGUCAAAAACACAGAGUGCAGCCCAAUCACUAACGAACUGAUUUUACAUUUGUUCGUGAAUCAGAUACUGCUUCUUGGUUUAUUCAGAAGUCCUCUGAGAAAUCUAUUCCCUUCCGGAUAUGUCUGAGAUUCAUCCCGUGAUUGUUUGGUGAUCGAUUCUCCGACCGCUCGCUCCACUUUCAUCAUGGAUAUACAGGCCUUUCGGCAUAUCGGACGAAAUAAUAACAUGAAAUCAAUAAGAUGUCGUCGAUCACGAAAACUAAUAGCAGUUAGGUGUGUUUGGUGUUGAUGCAGUAAAGUUAGCACCAGAGUCCGUGACGGAGGGAGAUCCUGUCACUCUGAGGACUGAUGUUACUGAAAUACUGCAGUAUGAUCCGAUCCAGUGGAGGUUUGGAGACAUUCUCAUAGCUAAAAUCAACAUGAAGGAGAAUAAGAGCAGGUUUUAUAAUAACAGUGCUGCUGAGAGACUCAGAGACAGACUGAAGCUGGAUCAUCAGACUGGAUCUCUGAGCAUCAUGAACACCAGAACCACAGACUCUGGACUUUAUAAAAUAACCAGCACUGAAACAGGGACAACGCUCAACACAUUCAAUCUUACGGUCUAUGCUCAUCUGCCUGUUCCUGUCAUCAGCAGUAACACUUCACAAAAUUCAUCCUCAUCUUCAUCAUCAUCAUCAUCAGGGUCAUCAGUGUCCAGUUGUGUGUUUCUGUGUUCAGUGGUGAAUGUGGGUCAUGUGACUCUCUCCUGGUACAAAGGAAACAGUUCAUUGUCCAGCAUCAGUGUGUCUGAUCUCAGCAGAAGUGUUUCUUUAUCUCUGGAGUGUCUGGAUGAUUCCUACAGCUGUGUGGUGAACAAUCCCAUCAGCAACCAGACGAGACAUCUCAACAACACUGAGAUCUGUCAGCCAUGUUCAGAAGACUUCACCCCCCCCUGUGGUUCUACUGAAGCUAUGAUCCGAUUGGCUCUCUCUGUUCUGGUGGUCGUGGUUACAGUUGCUAUGCUGAUUUAUGACAUCAGAUCCAGAAAUCUUCAACAGAAGAAAAGAGAGCAGACAUCAACGUCAGACACUGGUUAAUCAGAUACAUGGGAAAGUUGAGAUGUUCUUGAAUGACUAUAGACAUUAUGUUACAGGAAUAUAAUUUACUUUUUUUUUCCUUCUUUUUUUUUUAGUUUUCUUUUUCAUGUCAGUUGUGUGUGUAUAUCACUUUUCAUAAUACAAAUUUUGAAAUUCUGAAAUAAUGAUUUUCUGAAUACUGAAUAAUGAUUUCAGACCCAAGACUCCUUUCAGUUAGAAAAUUAUCUCUAAACAUGUUAUCUGAAUAAAAGCUUUAAGAAGCUUUUAUUUUAAAAGCUUGUUUGCUGACAGAUUGUUUCGGCUUGUAAGACUCUCAUUUAUGUUUUAUUAGUUUACUAGAAUAUGAAAGAAUAGUGAUAUUACUAUCCCCAUUUCAUCACUCACUGUUAUUUUUAGACAACACAGAAGAAUGUGAUGCUAUUAAUAAAACAUUUGUUGUAAGUCAUGAUUAAUGUUAAGCUAAUUCAAUUUGUGUGCUUUUUAGUAUAGGUAAAUGUAUUUUAUUAAAUGUUUUGUCAUGUUG
Molecule: messenger RNA, 1833 nt
Organism: Onychostoma macrolepis
Lineage: Eukaryota; Metazoa; Chordata; Actinopteri; Cypriniformes; Cyprinidae
Product: SLAM family member 5-like
Exons: 4
Coding region: 654-1310 (218 amino acids)
Source: RefSeq, a predicted model, not a curated record